Molecule: messenger RNA, 1637 nt
Organism: Plectropomus leopardus (leopard coralgrouper)
Lineage: Eukaryota; Metazoa; Chordata; Actinopteri; Perciformes; Serranidae
Product: dual specificity protein phosphatase CDC14AB-like
Biological process (GO): protein dephosphorylation
Source: RefSeq, a predicted model, not a curated record
UUUCUGGUCAUAUCUCAAGUGGCCUUAUAACAGAUAACCCAGAAAAACAAACAAACAAAUAAACAAAAACGUAAUAUUUUUAUAGACUGGAGAAGAAUUUAUUCGUUAAAGUCAUCUAAAACGGAGAUCAUAACAGGAAUCACCUGAUAGUGGAUCAAAUGGCAGACGAAUAUGAACAGUCCGGUGCGUCAGAGUUUAUUAAAGACCGGCUGUACUUUGCCACUCUACGUGUCAAACCAAAGAAUACAGUCAACACGCACUACUUCAGCAUCGACGAGGAGCUCAUAUAUGAGAGUUUUUAUGUCGAUUUUGGGCCCCUUAACCUGGCCAUGCUGUACAGAUACUGCUGCAAAGUCAAUAAGAAGCUCAAGUCUUUCACCAUGUCUCGAAAGAAACUGGUCCACUACACCAGUCACGACCAGAAGAAGAGAGCAAAUGCAGCUCUUCUCAUCGGUGCCUAUGCUGUUAUCUAUUUGAAAAGAAACCCAGAAGAAGCCUACAGGACUCUGAUCUCAGGAAACAACACAGGCUAUCUGCCUUUCAGAGAUGCAGCAGUGGGAGAGUGUUCCUUCAACCUUACUGUCCUCGACUGCUUACAAGGAAUACGCAAGGCUUUGCAGCACGGUGUCUUUGACUUUGAAAACUUUGAUGUAGAGGAAUAUGAACAUUAUGAGCGAGUAGAAAACGGGGACAUGAACUGGAUCAUUCCAGGGAAAAUUCUGGCAUUCAGCAGUCCUCACCCUCGCAGUAAGAUAGAGAACGGUUAUCCUCUACAUGCUCCAGAGGCGUAUUUUCCAUACUUUCACCAAAAUGACGUCACAGCCGUGGUCCGUUUAAACAGGAAGUUGUACGACAGCAGACGGUUUGAAGAUGCAGGGAUUGAGCACCAUGACCUCUUCUUCCUGGAUGGGACCACGCCCUCCGACCUCAUCAUCAGGCGCUUCCUGCACGUGUGUGAAAGUACCGAAGGAGCUGUAGCUGUACACUGUAAAGCGGGCCUGGGUCGUACAGGCACUCUGAUUGGCUGCUACCUGAUGAAGCACUUCCGGUUCACUGCAGCUGAGGCCAUUGCAUGGAUCCGAAUUUGCCGGCCUGGAUCCAUCAUCGGUCCCCAGCAGAACUUCUUAGAGGAGAAGCAGCACAGUUUGUGGGUGCAGGGUGACGUGCAUCGCUCCAAACAGAAAAUCCUGCAGCAGAGACUGAGCCGCCGGCAGCAGCUGCAGCAGCAGCGUCAGCAGCAGCUUCACGGCGCUGACUCUGAUGGAGGGAAACAUGAAGCUGUGUCCCACCUGCUCUCCAGCAUGGACGACCUGUCAAUCAACACCACUCUCUGCAAAUCAUACAGCUUGGACGAGAAUAACUUUCAGGAAGGCAAUCUGACUCAGGGAGACAAACUCAGAGCACUGAAAGGAAAACGGCCACCUAGAUCAGCCUCCUCCUCCUCAAGGUUAAACCUGUCCAAGGCUUCUCACUGCUCCAUUCUCCCACCUCCCAAGUCCUCUAAAGUCCCCCUCUCUUUCUCCUCCUCUUCGUCCUCUUCUAAGAAGCUGGUGCGAACCUCGUCCUCCUCCACCACACAGCUCAAGAGUCCCUUCAGCCUCAGUCUGUUCAGCACCAGGCCUUCUGUCAUUCACUGA